Messenger RNA from Blepharisma stoltei, 1656 nucleotides. NCBI's taxonomy places the organism in Eukaryota, Ciliophora, Heterotrichea, Heterotrichida, Blepharismidae. The record is from the annotation of a GenBank genome assembly.
AUGUCAUCUUCAAUUCCAUUCCCAUCACUCCCAGGUUUCGCCCCUCACCAUGAUCCAACAGUAAAAUUUAUCUAGAAAACUCAGCAUAAAAGAGUGAGCGCCCAAAAGCAGGAAGAAAAUAAAGAUUACGUAACUGCUAGCUAGGCUAAUCGCCCUUUACCAUCAUAUCCACUUCCAAGACGUCAAAGUCCUGAAAAGCCAGACCAGUCGCGUAUGGUAGAUACUCAAUGGCGCUCCACAACGCAUUCAGUCCAUGUUCCAAUGAACUCUGAAGAAAUCACAGACCAAUUUGAGCCGACUUUUGUAAAAAUGGACCGACAAGUCUUGCGUUUCUUUGGAUAUUUCAAAGAGCCAGUCGUUGAAAGCGCAAUGGAGCAUUUCAGGGUAAAAAAAUUGAUCCUUUAUUAUUACUUUUCCAGAGAAAAAAAAAUUUCAAUUUUUAUUUUUUAUUUUUUUUAAAAAAAAAAAUUUUAAAAUUAUUACUUAGAGGACCAUACUAUAUCUGUCAUAGAGCCAAGAGAAGUUAAUUCAGGAACUCCACAAGGGCCUUUUAUAAAGAGACAAGCUAUACUUAAAGCUGAUGGAAGUGGAAUGGCUAUUGUACCAGGCGAUUUAAGGGUUGGGAGCAAUAUUUUAGUUUUUGGCAAAAAUAUCAGACUGGUCGACUGUGACCAAUAUACAAGGGAAUUUUAUGAUGUCAAUGGAAUCCCUCAAGGUCCAGCUGAGCAGAUCCCUGAUGACCCAUUUGGAAAAAGAAAAGGAGAAAAAGUUGUUUUGGUAAAAGAUGCAGCUAUGAAAGAAUUUUUAGAAAAAUCAUUAGGCGGAGGCAGACAAAAGCCCCAAAAGCAGUUUUUAGACCAUGACCGAAAAGUGCUUAGAUUUUAUUGUUCCAGUGUCGAGCACUUUAUUUUGCAUUAUUAUUUAGCUGAUGAUACCAUAGAAAUUUUAGAAAUUCAUUACCCAAAUGACGGAAAAGUUGAAUUUCCAGUUUUUCUCAGAAGAAAUAAAUUACCCAAAAAAUUCGCAAUAGGCCAGCCAGGCCAACAGUCUGAAGAAGACUACUUAAAAGAGCAUGAGAUCGAGCCAAGCACGACUAUAGAAAUUUAUGGCCGCCAAUUUAUCAUUGAUAGCGCUGACGAAUUUACAGUGAACUACUACAGGCAGCAUUACAGCAGAGUCUUCCCUAUUGGCCCAAUUCCUGACCCACCUGAAAGAGAAGUAAAUAACAUUGUAAUUCCACCUCACGAUGGCCUAGGAAGUGAAGAAGACUCCUUAGGUUACGUGUAUCGUCUCAUUCCUAAGCCUCCUUAUAAAGAUUACUUCAAGUUUAUUGACAAUUCCCAUAGAAUCCUCAGAUGGACAGCCAGAUUUAACUCUCCUCAGCCUGAAGACGUCGACCGCAAAUUUAUUAUUUCCAUGUUUCUUAAUGACGAUACCCUUCAAAUCCACGAAAUUCCUCAAAGAAACUCAGGAAUUGUGGAAGGAAAAUUCUUGAUCAGAGGGAAAUAUAAGAAUGAGAACAGAAAUAAUGAGUUUUUCCACCCUGCCGAUUUCAUUUUGGGCACUGAUUUGACUAUUAAUAGGUAUAGAUUCCAUAUUGAAAGCUGUGAUGAGCAUACACAGAAGUGGAUGGAGCAGUACUUGGGCCACUAUUAA